AUGAAGUCGACUAGCCCGCACUGGCUGUCUCUUUGUGUCGCUGCACUAGCUGGUCUUAGCAUCGCCAACCCCGUACAGCAAAAGCCUCUCGCCGGUGAGGACGUUAUGGUCAAACAAGACAAGGUCCCCGGUCACAACGAUGCCAUAUACGACACCGUGCCAAAGGAAGACCAGAUACUGAACAUCGAGUUCCUCGAGAUUGCCCCCACGCCCAUUAUCGCCGACCGUGUCUUCUUCGUCUACCUACGCGGUUAUCUACCUCAUUCUAAAAAGAAGGAGCUAGAACUUCUUGACGAAGGCCUUGUCAAUGCGACCCUCUCUGUGAGCGGCUCUGCCGUCUACUCGGAUGGUAGUCACGACGAUGAAGAAUCCGUUAUAGGACCGUUGAAGACUACGUCCUUCAAUGAUAUAGCCCACCUCACUAUUCGCGAUGCCCGUGGAAUUCAGGUCGACUACAUGCCUAGUAGCGACCGCAGUGAUAUAUUACUAGAUUUCCAGAUUCCUACAAUGUUUUUGAAGAGCGACGGGAGGCUUUGA
This is a messenger RNA of Penicillium daleae, 537 nucleotides long. RefSeq lists its product as uncharacterized. NCBI's taxonomy places the organism in Eukaryota, Fungi, Ascomycota, Eurotiomycetes, Eurotiales, Aspergillaceae. The transcript has 3 exons. The coding region runs from base 1 to 537 and encodes 178 amino acids. The record is from RefSeq and is a predicted model, not a curated record.